Messenger RNA from Gossypium arboreum, 2433 nucleotides. RefSeq names its product probable inactive receptor-like protein kinase At3g56050. The record is from RefSeq and is a predicted model, not a curated record. Bases 352 to 2202 code for a protein of 616 amino acids. Gene Ontology annotation, molecular function: ATP binding; protein kinase activity; protein binding. Gene Ontology annotation, biological process: protein phosphorylation. Lineage: Eukaryota; Viridiplantae; Streptophyta; Magnoliopsida; Malvales; Malvaceae. The transcript is spliced from 8 exons.
AUACGGGCACAAAACCAAAACUCCCUAAAUGUUGAGGGUAUUUUUUGAAAUUAUGCCAAAAGAAAAUUAUCCGGAACCUUAAUUUACCUUUAUUAUUUACUGCGGCUAAAAAUGAAAUAAGGGAGAAAUUUGUAAAGGUUGAUACGUAGUUCAGUGAGUCUUUUGAGUGUACGCGUUUCAAAACCAGAAACAAAUAGAAAAACGAGGAAAAUUGUCUUAACUCUAAUAUCGUGUUAGAUUCACCCACUGACUCAGCCGCGUUUCUUUUUUUUUUUUUGUUUUUUCUUCCUAUCGUAGUGAAAAUUUUCUGGUUUUUUUUUUUCGAGUGAAGACCUCUCAAACAAGAAGACGAUGAUGAUGAAGAAGAACUGGAAGUUUGUAAGACUAAGACAAGAGUUUCGAGUUGGUGUUUUGCUGCUUUUAUUAUGUCAAAGUUUGGCUUGUUGGUCGUUGAAUGAAGAAGGAUUUGCUUUGUUGAGACUAAGAGAGAGAGUGGUGAAUGAUCCAUUUGGUGCUUUGUGGGCUUGGAAGGAAGAAGAUGGAGAGAUUAACCAUUGUUCUUGGUUUGGUGUCGAGUGCUGUGAUGGCAAAGUUAUUGCUUUGAAUUUGAAAGAUCUUUGUCUUGAAGGAACACUGGCACCUGAGCUUGGAACUCUAAUUCAUAUUAAGUCUAUUAUCUUGCGGAACAACUCUUUUACCGGAACUAUCCCCGAAGGGAUCAGCAAACUGAAGGAAUUAGAGGUGUUAGACUUGGGAUACAAUAAUUUCAAUGAAUCGCUUCCAUCUGGACUCAGCAACGAUCUCUCCCUAACAAUCCAGAACAGUGACCGAUCUGAAGGUGCAGUGCUAAGGAGAUUGCUGCAAGAAACGGCAAACACUUCUGCAAAGUCACCAAAAGCACCCCCUUUAAAUUAUAGUAUGCCUCCAUCUCCUCGUACAUCUAGAGCUCCAACUCAUCCUGCAUCUUCUGAACCAUCCACAAAUAGUACAUAUUUAAGGGGUGCUCCUGUUCCACGACCUCCCUCUGCUCCUGCUUCUAAACCUUCUGGAAAUGAUACAGUACCUAAUACUUCUGCUCCAUCGCCAUCGGGAAGCAAUCCUUCUAUUCCUGACUCUAAGUCAAGUCAUCAAGCAGCAAUACUAGUCGGAAGCAUAGGGGGUGGUACAUUUCUUCUAAUAUUAAUAAUCAUUGCCUAUCUCUUGAAAACUUACAAGGUAUCUACUGUGAAACCUUGGGCCACAGGGCUAAGUGGACAACUUCAGAAAGCAUUUGUAACUGGUGUACCAAAGCUGAAGCGAUCAGAGCUUGAAGCAGCCUGCGAAGAUUUCAGCAAUGUAAUUGGUUCUACAACGAUUGGGACGGUGUUCAAAGGGACACUGUCUAAUGGAGUUGAAAUAGCUGUGGUCUCUGUUCCAGUUGAAUCUACCAAAGAUUGGUCAAAGAAUUUAGAAACACAAUUCAGGAAGAAGAUUGACACAUUAUCAAAGGUCAACCACAAAAAUUUUGUUAACCUUCUUGGAUAUUGUGAGGAAGAUAAUCCUUUCACUAGGAUGUUGGUUUUUGAAUAUGCUCCAAAUGGCACUCUCUUUGAGCAUUUACACAUUAAAGAAUCUGAGCAUUUGGACUGGGCUAUGAGGUUGAGAAUUAUAAUGGGCAUGGCUUACUGCCUCGAGCACAUGCACCAGCUAAACCCACCCGUACCCCAUAACAACCUGUCAUCCUCAGCUGUCAGUCUAACAGAAGAUUAUGCAGCCAAAAUCUCAGAUCCGUGUUUCUGGAAUGAGUUGACUGCAUCAGACAGGGAAGGAGACGGAAUAAACCUUUCGGAUACCACAAUGGCAAGCCUAGAAAGUAACGUAUAUACCUUUGGCGUAUUAUUAUUUGAAAUAGUAACGGGUAGGAUGCCUUACUUGGUGGAUAAUGGUUCAUCUGAGGACAUGGCAUCAGACUAUUUGAGAAGGGAGCAAGCCCUCGUAGAGAUGGUCGAUCCUACUCUAAACUCUUUCGACAAGGACCAAUUUGACCUGAUUGGGGAGGUCAUAAAAUCUUGCAUCGACCCUGAGCCUGGACACAGACCGGAUAUGAGAGGAGUCAGUGCAAGAUUGAGAGAGAUUACUGCAAUCACUCCUGAUAAUGCGAUCCCCAAACUUUCUCCUCUUUGGUGGGCAGAGCUUGAGAUCAUGUCUACUGAAGCAAGCUAGAGGAUGAACUUGACGUUGUAAGUAAGAAACUUGGAUGUUUUUUUCUUGUUCUUCAUGUCAGUGGAGAGGCAAAAAUAAGUUUGCCUGUAGGUUGGUACCGUUUGUAUUUAUUUCAAGAUAAUGGAAAGUUUGUUGUAUAUAUUCGAGAGAGAAAAUGUGGUCCUUUGUUUUGGGCCAUCAGUGUGAAAAUACAUAACAGAAAGGCAUAAUGGCAAUCCUCUUGAUUUCUAA